UCUCACAAACUUUACUUUAGGGCGAAGUACCAGAAGAGUUUAAGAAGAAAUACCCAGAUCAUCUAUUCCUGACUAAACCAGAUUUAGAGACAGGAACCUUCAUUGAUAAACUACCAGAUAAACCCUUGAAUCAGACAAUUGGAACACCCUACAUUAAUAUGGUUUCCUUUUUUUAUGCAGCAGCACAUUGCACCAAGGUUAAAGGCUCUGGAACCCUGUCUCUUGACACAAAAGAUCUCCUAGAAGAGGCAACAAGAAAGUUGAUUGGUGGGAAAGAGACUAACUCCAUCGGAACAGGUGCAGAGUCCUUAAUGCCCUCAAUCCUUGCUCAUGAUGAUAGUGGGGGAGAAAAAAGUAAGAAUGAAGACUAUACAUUCGAAGAUGUGAAGAAAGCAGGAGGUGCUGUUGGGUCUGUCCCCAGUUUGAUGUUCUGGACCCCAGACCAGAGAAAGAUAUUGUUUGAACAUCAUCCUAGAAGCGUCAUCUACGGACAAUUUGGUACUGGGAAGACGUUGUUGUUAACCGAGAAAAUAAAAAGGAUGAUACGGAGUAUUAUUGAUGAUCAGGACAAGCAGGAUCCUGUUGGUAGUGGAAGUGCUGACAAAAAAGUAGAAGUUCAUUCCACUGAAAAUGAGGUAUAAUCCAAAAUU
Messenger RNA from Eurytemora carolleeae, 650 nucleotides. RefSeq lists its product as uncharacterized. Bases 159 to 641 code for a protein of 160 amino acids. The transcript is spliced from 2 exons. The record is from RefSeq and is a predicted model, not a curated record. Lineage: Eukaryota; Metazoa; Arthropoda; Copepoda; Calanoida; Temoridae.